AUGUUGUCGAAUAUGCCACGCCUUUCCCCCGUUUCCUCGAAAAUCAUCCUUAAAUAUGCCUGCCAACAGGUCCCGAAAGCCGCAGGUUCGAUGGGAUCUUACAGAUAUCUAACUACGACAACGCCCGCACAGAAGAAUGUAACCCUGCUCCAGGAUAAGAAGCAUGGAUUCGGGUUCGCACGAUCCAACCCUAGACCACCGAAGCCGAGGAGCAAGGGUGUCACUGAGAUCAGGGGGCCGUACUACACGGUGAUGGGCAAGAGAUAUCUGGCCGAUGUGCUUGAAACAAUGGGGACUCACAUCGAUGGUCUCAAGUUUGCAGGAGGCUCUUUUUCACUGUUCCAGGAGAAGCCCUUGAGGGAACUGAUUGAUCUGGCCCAUGAGCAUGACGUUUAUGUUUCGACGGGUGGAUGGGCCGAGCAUCUCCUCACUCAUCCAGAUACAAAUGCCGUCUUUGACAAAUACCUCCAGAAGUGCAGGGACCUAGGUUUUGACGUAAUUGAGCUUUCAUCCGGCUUCCUAUCAUUCCCCGAAGACGACUGGCUGCGCCUCGUCGACAAAGUCCACUCAUACAACUCCGGUCUCGAGGCGAUUGGCACCUCGGACCCUGGAAAGCUGGUCAACUUAGGCCAUAAAUUCCUCAACGCUGGGGUGGAGCGUCUGAUGAUCGAAUCCGAGGGCAUCACGGAGAAUGUAGAGUCCUGGCGCACUGACGUAGUGUCCAAGAUCAUGAAGGAACUGCCGUCAGAGCGUGUAAUGUUUGAGGCUGCAGAUCCGAAGGUCUACAAUUGCUUCGCUCGGCCGGUUACGAAGUUCAAUCUAGCCAGAGAUUCGGAGUCCAUAUCCAUCAGGCGCUCCCUUUGUGUCAUGCCGAAAGUCACCGCGCCUCCGGGUGGCCGGCUACGAUGCCGACGAGCGUGCGAUAGCUGUAAACGGAGGAAGCAGAAAUGCAACGGAGAGCAACCAUGCACAAUCUGUGUUCAACGCCACAAGGAAUCAGAAUGCCAUUUUUCGGACAAGCCAGCCCGCCUGCUGAAGCCCGCCGAAAGCUCGAAAGACACGAUGUUGCUCAGCGAACGCCUUGUGCCUACGCCGCAAAGACAAACCGCCAUGGACCGACUGCUGAACUCCCUCGAAGAUCGUAGCGCAAAUCUAGAACAGCAGGUGGUGGAUGAUAAAGAUGGAACGGCUCCGGUUCCGAAGGUGGCCAGGCUUCUUCGCGAUGGACAAGGUAAAUUCAUGUAUAUUGGCGACUCCGCAAGCCUGUCCUUUCUCCAGAGUGUCCGUCGCAUAGUAUCCUCGUCAAUCGGCCGUUGUGAAUUCACGGAAGAUAAUUCACGCCAUUCGAUGCUUGAGGCUUUUCAAAGCAGCUCCACUACACAGACAGGACCAUUAAUACCGCCCCCAAGUAAUGAAGAAGCUCAACGAUUGGCGCGCCAAUUUGUUCUUGCAACUAGUCCCCUACUGGAUCUCUUUGACCUCGACGAAUUCCAUCCGCGACUGGCGAAUUGGAUUGAGAACCCAACGGGUGACGAAGACACUGUGAGCUCAAUAUUUUACCUGGUGAUUGCCAUUGGGGCCCAAGUCUCGGAUACCAACCACACCCUGGCGGAGAAGUACUUCAUCAGUGGGCGUCAGCUGGCGUUUUCGGCUUUCACUGAGACCCCCAGCAUCUCUACUAUACAGUCAUAUGUGCUCAUUUCGAUGUAUAUGUUGGGUGCUUGCCGACGCAACGGCGCUUUCAUGAAUCUUGGAAUUGCUCUUCGUGCCGCGUAUGCGGUCGGCAUCCAUAGGAAGGAUGCGAACACGCUCUUCUGCACGCGAGAGCGACGUGCUCGGGAACGUGUGUGGAAAAGCCUGCGCAUGAUGGAUCUCUUCCUCAGCGCCUCUCUGGGUCGUCCUCCAGCCACGACGGAUUUUGACUACGACCCGCAUGAUGGCAAUAUGCCAGGGACACAGCAGCGCCUCCAGCCAGAAGAGCAACUAUCUCUGACAGUUGUUUCGCUCUGUCGUAUCUUCGAGCGCAUUCUGACAGAAGUUUACAUGAGGCAGGUGGUGUCAAUUGGUGUUGCGGACAGCAUCUCGAACCAACAUCGCGCGUGGGUCCGAAAUCUGCCAACCUUCCUACGAAUGCAAACAGAGCGACUUGAUGCUGCCAAAACUCUCGAGGACACCUUGGCUGCUGCCCACAUAUUCGGCUCUUAUUACUGGUCGAUUAUAUUGUUGACUCGGCCCUUCCUGGUCUUCCGAGUCUCUCAAUAUGCGAAAAAUAAAAGCGAGUCGGCAGCAAUUCCCGAGAGCAAAGUCAACAACUCGCGACUCUCGCUUUUUGCUGACGCAUGCGUUUAUUCCGCAUUGCGCAGUCUCAACAUCGUCGACGAUCUUUCCCAAUACUCAUCCUUACCACGAAGGCUGCCAUUCUUAAUCAAUUCCGUUUUCAACUCGGCUGUUGUAUUAGGGGCUGCAUUCUUUGCUGACUAUGACAAUCUGCUCCCACUGGAAGAGGGCUUGAACAAGGCCGAAAAGUUCCUGGGUCUGUUCGUCCCGCAUGAUCCUCAUGCCUGCCGCUUUUUCCAAAUCAUCAAAUACCUCCGAGGCGCAGUUGGUGAAUACGUUCGCCGCCGGAACCGUCAAUGGAUGGAACGUCGUAGCAAACAAGUCGAUCAGCUUUUUGGCGAAGUAGGCCCAUCCAACGAAACCACAGGUACUAGUAAUAACCACCAGGCCAUCUCAACCAACCGCGGGGAUCAAGCAACAGUCCCGUCUCCGCUAUCCCCAGACAAAUUUGCCGACGGGCCCCUCCCCUCCCAAUCUGUAGAGCAGACAACUACUACAGCCCACCCUGAUGACGGCAUCUGGGAUGCCUUAUGUGCCGCUGAAGGACCUUCACCCUUCCCAUAUGACACAGCCAUUUCCACUUUGACGACGACAGGGAUUCCAAUCGGUUGCUCACCAGGUGGUACAAUCCCUACUGGCCCACCUGGAAUGCCGGACAACGGAGGCCAAACACCUCUCUCUGAUAUGAUCCUUUCAGAUAAUGGACUCCUCUAUAUGGCGGAGGAUCUUCCUGUGUUCGGACUCUGGGGAGAUACUUGA
This is a messenger RNA of Aspergillus bombycis, 3096 nucleotides long. RefSeq names its product transcription factor domain protein. Gene Ontology annotation, cellular component: nucleus. Gene Ontology annotation, molecular function: DNA-binding transcription factor activity, RNA polymerase II-specific; zinc ion binding; RNA polymerase II cis-regulatory region sequence-specific DNA binding. The record is from RefSeq and is a predicted model, not a curated record. The transcript is spliced from 8 exons. The coding region runs from base 1 to 3096 and encodes 1031 amino acids. NCBI's taxonomy places the organism in Eukaryota, Fungi, Ascomycota, Eurotiomycetes, Eurotiales, Aspergillaceae. Gene Ontology annotation, biological process: positive regulation of transcription from RNA polymerase II promoter by galactose; DNA-templated transcription.